This is a messenger RNA of Protopterus annectens (West African lungfish), 4698 nucleotides long. It is a transcript of the gene GPRC6A, whose product is annotated as G protein-coupled receptor class C group 6 member A. Gene Ontology annotation, cellular component: membrane. Gene Ontology annotation, biological process: G protein-coupled receptor signaling pathway. The transcript has 6 exons. Bases 26 to 2611 code for a protein of 861 amino acids. NCBI's taxonomy places the organism in Eukaryota, Metazoa, Chordata, Ceratodontiformes, Protopteridae. The record is from RefSeq and is a predicted model, not a curated record. Gene Ontology annotation, molecular function: G protein-coupled receptor activity.
GCUGCCACUCUUGUCUGAACAAAAAAUGAAGAAACAUACCAUUCUGUUAAUUGUUAGCCUUCUUUUAGGCUUUUGUGGUGAAUUUUUGAACUCAUGUAAAAUCCCAGAAGCAUUUGGUGGUGCACGGGCUUCAGGCAAUAUCAUAAUUGGUGGACUUUUUCCAGUUCACCAAACAGUGGAUGAUUUAGAAUUUAGACAUGAGCCAGUUUUACUGCAAUGCAAAGGAUUUGAUAUACGGGCAUUUAUCUGGGCACAGUCAAUGGUGUACUCAAUAGAAAUGAUCAACAAUUCAACUGCUCUGCUUCCAGAUAUCAAACUUGGAUAUGAAAUAUAUGACACCUGUGAUGACGCUACUUUUGCAGUGGAAGGUGUUAUGAGAUUUCUCAGUGGAACUAAAUCCCAUGAAAACAGUGUGCCUGUGGAGUGCGACUACAAAAAUCUUGACUCUUUAGUAAAAGCUGUAGUGGGAGAAGCCUAUUCAGAAAUAUCUACUGUUAUUGCACGUAUUCUUAAUCUGUAUCUUGUACCACAGGUUAGCUUUGCUUCUACAAGUGAAAUUCUGAGUGACAAACUAAAGUUCGGCUCAUUUCUACGGAGUGUUCCAAAUGAUUACCAUCAGGCCAAUGCCAUGGUACUUUUGGUGCAACAUUUCAAAUGGACUAGUGUUGGCAUAAUUACCAGUGAUGAUGAAUAUGGAAAAACCGGAACUGGAACAUUUAUUUCAAUUGCUACAAAGAGUGGUAUAUGCAUCGCUUUUCAAAGCACAAUCCCAACAUAUUUGCCCUUUACAGAAACAGGCAAUAUAAUAAAAGACAUAGUAGCAACUGCUAAAGAGUCUACUGCAGAAGCCAUUGUUAUUUUUACAAAGGAAGCCAUUGUUCUUCGUGUGCUAGAAGAAAUCGUAAGACAAAAUGUUAGCAGGACAUGGAUUGCUUCUGAGAGCUGGUCCACUUCAACACUUUUAGUAGGAAUGCCAAGCAUACAAAAAAUAGGUAAAGUAGUAGGGAUUUCUCUAAAAAAGGGAAGGAUUCCUGGCUUCAAAGAAUACUUACAAAGGCUGCAACCCAGUCCUGCUUCUCCAAACUGUUUUCUAGAAGAAUAUUUAUACUUAAAUAAACAGUGCUGGUCAGAAGAAUUACAGCAAACUAAUUUCACAUUUUCCAGCAGCUGCAACUUUCCACCCCCUGAAAGGAAUGUGACAUGUUCUGAUGAUAUUCUUCUUGAAAGAAAUAUUGAUUUAGAAGUGACAUACAGUGUAUACUUGGCAGUCAGUGCAAUAGCUCAAGCUCUACAUCAGCUCCUCCAGUGUGAAAAUGGAACAUGCAACAAGAAUAUGGACUUCCCAGCAUGGCAGUUGCUUGCAUACCUGAAGAAGGUAAACUUUACAGUUGAUGGACAUAAUUUCUUCUUUGAUGACAAAGGAGAUUUCAAUACUGGUUAUGAUAUAGUCGAAUGGGACAUAAAGGAUGAAGUUGUUAAAGUCAACAUUGUAGGACAAUACAUUUUGACGGAUAACACAAUUGUAAUAAAAAGCACUACCUUAUCGGAAAAUAAAGAGGUAACAUUCUAUAAUUGUUUAAAAGCAUGUGGACCUGGAUUCAGAAAGAAAAAAUCUGUUGAACGGGCAUGUUGCUCUGUUUGUGAAAAAUGUGCAGAGAACUCAUUUUCCCAAGGAAAUGAAACAUCGGACUGUACUCCAUGUCAAAAAUAUGAAUGGGCUCCUGAAGGAAGCAGUAGCUGCAGAAACAAAACAAUUGAAUACUUUAAGUGGAGUGAUGGAUUUGCUAUUGCAUUGGCAGUGUUAGCUGUUUUAGGAAUUGCUGUCCUGAUAAUUGUUGCGGGACUGUUUUCCUGGAACUUUAACACACCCGCUGUUCGCAGUGCUGGAGGGCCACUUUGUUAUUUGAUGUUUUUCUCUCUUCUGGCAAGUUUCUGCAGUGUUGCAGUUUUCAUUGGACAUCCCACAGAUUAUACAUGCAAAAUCAGGCAACCACUUUUUGGUAUUAGUUUUGUAAUCUGUUUUUCAACUGUUUUAGUUAAUAUAUUUAACAUUUUCAUUGCCUUUUCAUUAGACUUUUUAAAUGUAAAUCGGCUAAUGAAACUCAAACCAGUCCUGAUUAUUGGAGGAUGCACCGCUUUGCAGGUGUUAAUUUGUACAGUGUGGUUUAUAUUCAAACCUCCAACCUAUUUUACAAAUGAUGAUGUUUUAAAGAGAGAGAUUUUGUUAGAAUGUAAUGAAGGUUCUUAUGUUGCAUUUGGAGUAAUGUUAGGCUAUAUAGCUUUUCUUGCGUUUAUAUGUUUCUUGUUCACCUUUAAAGGAAGAAAGCUGCCAGAUUUAUACCAAAAUGCAAAGUUUAUAUCUGUAAGCAUGUUGAUUUACCUGACAGUUUGGGCUUGUUUUGUUCCAGUCUAUGUCACUACCAUUGGCAAAUAUCUACCAGCAGUUGAAAUAGUUGCAAUUCUGGCAUCAAACUAUGGCAUGUUAUGCUGCCAUUUUUUCCCAAAAUGUUACAUAAUAUUGUUUAGAAAGGCAAUCAAUAAUUUAGAAGCAUACCAGAAAUAUAUAGAGAACCAUAAUAUAAAACAAAUAAGCUUGAGAAUUAAUUCUUAAGCAGUCAAAAAUUAAACAUUUAAUAAGACAACUAGAUCUUGAUUAUAAUGACUAGCUUAUAAUGAAUCUACACAGAAUGAGCAAUAAACUCAACAUAGCAUGACAUUUAAUUAACUACAGAUGUAUGUUUAAUGUAUAGGUAAAGAUUUUAGUUGAUAAGCAGGUUUGUGCCAGCAGUAGUGAGUGGGUACACCAGUUUUUGGUGUAAAAUUAUAGUGAAUUGUUUUUCUACUGUUAUGGUAGGAAUAAAAUUAAAGAUGACUCCCAGCCAGAAAAUAUUCAUGUAUUUUAAGGCCCACAUUAUAUUAUAUACUGCUACACGUCUGCUAAAUUUACUUAUGACUCAGUUUACUUGAACACAUUGCAGUUGCAGUGGUCUUUUAAUGCAGGAAAUAAAAAAGUUAUGCAGUACUAAUGUUUUCUUUUAUAAUGGGCUAGGUGGUUUAUUUGUUUUCCAUUAAUGACAUAAAAGCAUCUUUUGUGUACCUGUGAGAAUGGUACAUCUAUGAACAAUUGCCAUUUGAUCCUGUUCCAAGUAUAAAUGGAUCAGUGAGGAAUGAACUUUCUAAAAACAGUCAGCUGUGAAACACUCUUAACGUUAUAACCUUAUCCCUGACCCACAGAGAAAAUCUAUACAUCUGGUAAGUUUUAUCAACAAAGUGAUUACAGUUUGGAUAGCAGAAGUUCAACAUAUUCAGAAUUUGUUUAUAUUGGAUACAAAUUCAAUAAGCAACAUAUCAUCAGACCACUGUGUUGACAUGGAUGGAUAUGUUGAAACAUAAAAGUGAAAUACGCACUACAACAAAUUUCAAAAAUGUUUCCCAGCCAUGUCUGCUGUAAUUGUGUAGGAAUGACUACCUUUAAAUAAUGAGAACUGCAUUGUUACUUCACUCACACUUUACACUGAUUAAGUUCACAUGGAAGAAAAAUUACAUGCUGUUUUGCUUUAUAUACAAGUAAAUAAGUUAAUUAUGCAACCACAUCUUGAAGCAAAAGACAGCUGAGAUGUAGAGACUCAUAAUAUGAUCUUAUCAGACUUACAUUAUACCAAAGUUUUGCAUGGAUAUGUGCUCUCAUGUUCUGCCCUAUGCUCAGCAUAUAGAAAAUUUCCAACUGUAACACAAAAAAGAAAAGAAAAUAAUGACUACACAAGCUAUUUCAAUCUCCAUUUUACAUAAAUGGACAGUCGCUUGCUGCCCCCCACCCCCACCAAACAGCCUGCAUCUGAUUGCCUGCCAGGAAUAAAAAAAAUGCAGCUUACUUCACUAGUCCAGCUGCUCUUUUGCAAUCCUUCCCUUUUUGAUUCCACAUGCUUUCUGCUCCUUGCUGAUGCUGUACCAUGAUUUGUGGGAUGGCAAUGGAAGAGACAGACCACAAAAUGCUUGACCACUUGCAUGGACCUCUCUCAUAGUGUACCGCAAGCUGUUGCUGCUUGUUUAUUUAUGUUUUAAAUAUUAUUUCUAAAUACGGUAUUUCUUUACUUGCUAAAACAGUUAAAUGGCCGAUGGCACUAACAGCAACACAUGCAGUGCUCAAUUUCUGCACUUGGUGACGAGCCCCCUUUAGUUGUAGGCUGUGGGCAGCAGCCCAUAUUACCCUAUUAAAAUCUACCACUGGAUAUGAAUCUUCAUACAGUAUAUGAGUAAAUACUUGUUUAUUCAUUUAGGGGUUCUCCGUGGUGCAUAAAGUAGAGAAAUAGCUAUGAAGGAAAUCCCAGUACUUCACAGGGUGUAUACAUAUAAACACAUAUCAGUGUGCAUGCUCAUGGUCGUGCACAUACACACAUACAUACACAUGCACACACUCACAUCUGUGGACAAGUUGGAUGAUGGUCGGUUCACAUACACAAGUCCUUGGGAUGUGGAAGGAAACUGGAUCACCUUGCAAAAACUCAUGUGGGCAUUUGUAAGAUAUUCAGACUCCACAUAUGGUUCACAGCAUUUCUGCACUUUUGGAAUACAUAUCAAGAGGAAAAUAAACUAAUUUGAUUAUUAAAUAAAAAAAUGAUUAGUCAUAUUAUGAUACCAUGUAAAUAUAUGUUCACUGUUGCAGUAUUUUUUAAAUAAAUAAGUUGAAUUUUUAAAAAA